GGUCAAUUAAUGAUCUACUCCCUUGUCCAUAGAUAUAUAAAACAGACAGCUUAUCUAUGCCCUUGUCUAUGAUCAUUCCAUGAUCAAAAAUAUUGGUCAAUAUAGGUUAAGUGAUGGUUUUGUGCAAGUUAAAUAUGUUUGUUUUUUUUAAAUUUAUCGUUUAGAAUUAUUUACCGUGGCAUUACUGCAAAUGAUGUAUGAUUAAUUCCAGUAGUGAAUAUAAUCAUGUCGUUUGAUAAAAGUAAAAUUGAUAAGGCACUUUUUGAAAAGCAGAACGAAUUACAAAAGGAACUGGAUAGACUUAAACUAAAAGAUGAAGAAUUUGUAAAGGAGCUGCAACAUUUGACAUUGCAAACUGAAUACAUUGAUGGUAAAAUUAAGAGCCUCUCUAAAGUUAUACCUGUUCUAAAGACCAUUCGAAAUGAAGCGCAAGAAUUAAUUUCAACAAUUUCUGACUUGUCAGAAUUAUCUGAAAAAAUUAAUGAGAAAGUUAAGCCCCUGGAAAUUGCAAGGUGUCGAGUGGACGAGUGUCAAAAAAGAGUGAGUGAUUUGGUUGAUAUAGAGUUGAGUUCGCAAGGUGUACAAACCGCAAUAAUAAAUGAAGACUAUGAAGAAGGUGCAGGGCAUGUUCAUAGAUUUUUAUUAAUAGAUCAGUCUUUACUGCAACGCACCGCUAGUGAGGCUGAAAAUUUGUCAAGUGUUAGAAAAGCUGUACAGACAUUGCAAGAUGCUGCUAGUCAAUUAAGGACAAUUAUUAAGCACAAGUUUGAUGAGGCAGUUCAUAAUGAAGAUUUGGGUUCAGUUGAGAGAUUUUUUAAGAUAUUUCCACUUUUGGGGAUGCAUGAAGAGGGCAUUACAAAAUUCUGCAAUUAUCUUUGUAUGAAGCUUGAAGUUACUUCUCAAAAGAACCUCAAAACUGCUCUGAACACAACUGUAGCUGACAAACGUUUUAAUAUUGUAUAUGCAGACACUAUGACGCUACUAUUUGAAGGAAUUGCACGCAUUGUUGAUAUUCAUCAUCCACUUAUUGAAACUUAUUAUGGCCCAGGACAUCUUUUAUCUGCUCUUUCUAUUUUGCAACAGGAAUGUGAUAAACAGACAAAAUUAAUCCUUUUAGAGUUUAAUAAGCACCGCCAGUUAACUAGACGACUCAAUCAGAUCUCUGAAAUAAACAAAAUGAGCAACAGUUCCAGCUUUAGUAAACUUGAAAAAAUUGAUCCAAAAGAUUUGGAUUUAUUAAUUCAUGAAGUUACAAUAAUGCAUUCCAGGGCAGAACUUUAUUUCAAGUUUGUCAGGCGUAAAGUAACAAUGGAUAUUGAAAUUGGCUAUCCUAAUAAAGAAGAACAAGUACAAAAAUUGUAUAAAUUGGACAUGGUUAUCAGCACAAGUGAUUUGAAUCAAACUAAAAUUGAUUUGCUUUCUAAGUAUCUUCAGUUAGAACACUAUUUUAUGGAAGAAUCAAUUAAUAAGGCUGUAAAUAUGGACACACUUGAACCUGGACAAAAUACCUCCAGUAUGGUGGAUGAUACAUUCUUUAUUAUUCGGAAAUGUAUAAGGCGAGCAACAGCUACUGGCAGCUUGGAUGGAAUCUGUGCAGUAGUGAAUAAUGCCUGUGGGGUUCUGGAAAAUGAUUUUUGCGGCGUGUUACGUAAUAGAUUAAGACAAGGCUAUCCAACGGGAUACUUGGAUCUUACGCAAGCUUAUAAUGUAUUACAGACGUCGUUGCAACAGGGUCGUUUGCAGUCUGGGGACACGGAACAAGCCAGAACCGCUUUUGUGGUGGCGUUAAAUAACACAAGUGUUAGUAUAGAAUAUGUUGAAACUCUUUGUGAUACAACUCUCAGUGAUGUAGGCCAAGCUUUGCCAAAUAUUACGUCAAAUGAAAAGGGAAAAUUGGAAAGCUGCUUGUCAGGUUUGUCAUCUGUAAUCACAAAUUUGCGAGAAAUUGUCGAGUAUGGGAUGCAACAGCUUCGAGUGAGCGCUAUCAAACCCCGAAUAAGUCCUUGGGUUGAUGCAUUUUUAAAUAUCAAUCAUCAAUUAACUGAAGAUGAGCUUUCGGAAUAUGAAGCAGGAGACACUUUUAUGAAUACCCUGAUAUCAAAUUUAAACUCUCUACUAUUUACUUUCAAAGAAAGUCUGACAUCGUCUAAUUAUGACGUUCUUGUAGGUGUUGUGGCCGCCGAAGUCUCUUCGAGACUUGAAAAAGUGAUUCUUAAAACAACUUUUAACAGAUUAGGGGGUUUGAUAUUAGACAAAGAGAUUAGAUCUUUGGCCGCUUACCUUACGACUACUACGUCCUGGUCAAUAAGAGACAAGUUUGCAAGGCUAACGCAAAUAGCUACAGUACUAAACUUGGAGAAGGUUUCCGAAAUAUCUGACUAUUGGGGUAACGAAAGUUCUUUGACUUGGAGAUUAACUCCGACCGAACUGAGGAGUAUAAUGUCUUUAAGGUACUUGACUACUUUUAAAAAGUCUGCUUUAAUUUUUAUUAAUGAUUAACGGUUUUCGGUCUUUUUUACUUAUUUAUUUAAUGAAUCAACGGACUCAAAAACUUAUAAGCAUUCAAAGUCCUUUUAAAUUCAACUAAGUUACCAUUAUAUCUCAUUUUACCUAAUUCUAGUAUAUCGAUUUCACAAUUUGUAUGCUCUUAUUCAUAUAUGAGCUAAUAAUAAUAAUAACUAUGGGUAUUACAACCAUUGGUCUAAUAUGAAAUUUGAUGAAGCACUACUUUUUCUUUAUCAACUUAUAUAGUAUAUGCGGUAAGAUCGUAAAGAUAGAAAUUUUAGGUCAAAAAACAACUCAUUUUAAUUAUAUACCUUGCAAUGAUUUCUUCAUGC
Agrilus planipennis (emerald ash borer) is the source of this 2837-nucleotide messenger RNA. RefSeq names its product conserved oligomeric Golgi complex subunit 4 (gene Cog4). Bases 226 to 2499 code for a protein of 757 amino acids. The record is from RefSeq and is a predicted model, not a curated record. The transcript has 9 exons. Lineage: Eukaryota; Metazoa; Arthropoda; Insecta; Coleoptera; Buprestidae.